CGACGAGCGAGACGAUGAGGGGAGUAGGGACAUGGUUUGAAUGCAAGAGUAUGUAACGGCCGAAACAGCUUUGAAUAUAUAUCGCGUCGAUGAUCGAGGGUGGCUUCGUACGGCUAACCCGAAAUCACACUUUCGGCUGUCAUCUUGCCUAGCCAUACUGGUCCUGCCUCGAGAUACUUACAACUAACUUCGUCAUUGAAUAUUUGAAACAUUGACAGCGAGUCCAUCUACUGUAGUGGUUGUCAGAAACGAGCUUAAGUUGCAAUAGGAAGCUACUGAAACCAGCGCAUUCCCGCCCAAUUCAUUUCAGACAGGGCUCACACGGAACCAGUUCGGUAUGCUCGCCGUUUCCCCAGCCUCCUCCUCAAAGACACCCAACUCGAGUGCUCCGCAGCCUCAGAACCCGCUUUCAAUUCGGCUUUACAAGGUCCUUGCAGCGAACUUCGAUGAUGAAUCUACCAAGGAAGCCUUGAACACGCUCGCUGAGCUGUAUGCACCUCCGGCCACGUUGUCUGCCAUCAAUAAAGGAAAAGGCACGCAGAAACGAGAAAGCGAUGAUGAAGAGGAAGAGGACGAGGAACGUGUACCAGCUCGCUUGGAACGUACCACUGUGUUAGUCAAUGAGACUACUCCUGGAGAUAUUGCUGCUCGAGCGAGGAAGAACCUCAAGCGUGAUGUCGAGUCAAAAUUGGCUGAAUCGAGCCGGAAAUUCCUGGAUGCGUUUGCCGAGGUGGACAAGCAAUUAGAUACCCUACAUGAGCAUAUCAAUGCGAUGCGCACACGUUGUGACGAUGCCCAGUCGCAACUGCACCAGACGAAUGAGGCCUGUAAAUCUUUACUAGACAGAGCUGGUAGCUUGCGAGAACAGAGACAGGAAAUCGCUUCCCGACAAUCAGUCAUAUCCCUUUUCCUUGGUCGCUUCACGCUUACUGCAGAUGAGGCUGAAGCCAUCACAUCGCGAGAAGUAGCUGUCGGGUCUCGCUUCUUCUCUGCUAUGACGAAAACAGAACGGAUACGAGAAGACUGUCGUGUGCUCAUGGCUGCCGAAGAAGGUCCAACGCAAGCAGGUUUAGAUAUCAUGGCCGCUACUUCAUCUUACCUCGAACAAGCGUACGACAAGAUCUUCCGCUAUUGCUCUUUUGAGUUCCGUCAAAUGGGUCGAGAUGCUCAGUCAGAAGUCGGACCUGUAAUGCAGGAAGCUGUCAAGCGAUUACAACAACGGCCGGAAGUCCUCACUGAGGCCCUCUCGAUACUGUCACAAACACGUCAAGCCACACUUCUGACUGGCUUCAUGGAUGCCCUGACCCGAGGCGGUCCAGGUGAUCUACCUCGACCUAUCGAGCUUCACGCUCACGAUCCACUACGGUAUGUCGGUGACAUGCUUGCAUGGGUACAUCAGGCUAUUGCAGCGGAGAGAGAAUUCCUGGAGUCUCUCUUCGGCAUAAAAGGUGACAUGCGAAUGGUCGGAAGUGUACGGACAUUCCGUAAGAGCGAUGAAGAAGAGUGGAUGAGCGAAUUGAUGGAUGCGGCUGUCGGGAAGCUCAGCUCUUCACUGAAGGUACAUUUCGACUGUGCCUGCAGCACGUUUUUAUACCGACUUAUGGUGUCCAUGCAGCUUCGCGUACAGCAGACUGUUCAGUCCCAAGAAAGCAGUAUCACGUUGUUCAAGAUUGCUAAUCUACUUCAGUUUUAUUCCCUCACGAUGCAGAGAACUAUAGGCGAAGAGGCUGCUCUCUCGAAGAGUCUGAAAGAGAUGACUGUCAUGUCUUACCAGACCUUCUUCGCUGCUAUAGAUACUCAGGGCCGUUCACUGCUACGCAUGCCCCUGGAUCUCGACGACCGCAGUGUUUCUCCACCUCUACCCAUACUCGAUCAUCUCCAAGUGCUCCGAGAGAUAAUGCUCGUCUAUCAAUCUUCCAUGCUCGAAGACGUAGACGCAGACACGCAAACAGCAGGCUUCAGGGACAUUCUUGAUAAAAUGAUCGACCCCGCGAUCGAGAUGUGCAUGGCUUCUUCUGAAGGGAAGCAACGCCUGCGGCCAGGAUGGGAUAGAUCAGUAUUCGUAUUGAAUACACUGACAUAUCUCCAAAGUGCCCUGGAGCCAUUUGCCUUUACCACGGAGAAGCAGGGUGUCUUGCAAGGUCUUAUUGAGACAAGGGUGUUACAAUUAACGGAAGAGCAUUAUGCCAGCAUUCUUAUCGAUACCGGUCUUGGAGAAAUCAUCGAAGCUUCGAAGAGCCGCAAAGACAAUGAACCACUUUCGCGACUUCCGGAGGCCUCGCCUGCAAAACUACAAGCAGCACUGCACCAGUUCUCGGAAUGGCUCACGUCUCACACUGUUGAUCAAUCUCCACGUCUUGCGGAGCUUACUGUUCAAAGUCUUGCUGCUCGUAUACACCAGGCAGCUCUCGAACGUCUAGUUCAUACAUAUCGCUGGUUGUGCGAUGAGGUCAAGAAGCCAGAGAACAAGUAUGAAGCCGCUUCGACAAUUCUUGGCAGCUCGAGACCUUUCGGUCAGACACAUCUCUUGUGGCAAAUCUUCGGCGUAGAGGAGAAGGAGACUUGACGCACUUUCAUCUCAACUUGUUUUUCUUUGAUAACCUCAUCAAUGUCUGUUAUGUUCACUUGCCAUUCCAUGGAUCUAUUCUGCAGCUAUGAAUGCUAGCGUUGGGCAGCAAUAUCAAUCAUCGCAUUUCUGGGUGACCCAUUACAAAUAGGUAAGUGUAGCGUGCGAGUCGAGACGAUGGUCGUGAUCGUCUUCCUCUCAUUGCAGUGGUGCCUCACCAGUAUGUCGCACGAAAGGAGUGACAAGAGGAACCGCUGGCAUUGUGGUGUGAUUGACAGGAUUCACAUUGUACAGACUCAUUAAUUGCAGUGGCAGCUGUGCAAAGUAUCGUCAGAUUGAUUUGCUUUUCAUGGAACCUGUAAG
Messenger RNA from Somion occarium, 2929 nucleotides. NCBI's taxonomy places the organism in Eukaryota, Fungi, Basidiomycota, Agaricomycetes, Polyporales, Cerrenaceae. The record is from the annotation of a GenBank genome assembly.